AUGUCGGUGCUUUCUGAGGAUGCGGUCGGUGUGGAGCAGAAGUUCGCCGAAGACGGAGGGCAGGAGGUGGUCUUUGCCGACGAAGAAGAACCAGAGCAGACACCUUCGGCAAAAAAGGGACAUCACAAAGACUACAUCUCACACAUGUCUCAAGAUUCAGCGAUGCAGAACGUGGGCAACAGGAAUGAUCGUGGAAAGGCCGUGGCACCAAGCCACCGCACCUCAAAUAACCGUCUACAUGCGACAAUGCCAGCAAAGAACUGGACGAUUGACGAUGGCGAAUCUUUCUGCAAUGCUUCACGCCACAGCUGGCUCACCGGCGACCCAACAAGAACUCGUUGUCCACGAGCUGGAGAAGGCAUUAUUAGUAUUAGGCGCAAAAUAUCAGUCCUCCGCGAAAUCGAGCUAACAGAGAAGUAUGUUGCUGGUGGGCUUAUCUCAUAUGGGACUUCUAUACCGUACAUGACUGUCGAAGAGAACCAGUGA
Molecule: messenger RNA, 486 nt
Organism: Plenodomus lingam JN3
Lineage: Eukaryota; Fungi; Ascomycota; Dothideomycetes; Pleosporales; Leptosphaeriaceae
Source: RefSeq, a predicted model, not a curated record